This is a messenger RNA of Triticum turgidum subsp. durum (durum wheat), 1224 nucleotides long. The record is from the annotation of a GenBank genome assembly. Lineage: Eukaryota; Viridiplantae; Streptophyta; Magnoliopsida; Poales; Poaceae.
AUGAUGUCCCCGACGACCACCGCCACGGCUACGGCCACGGCCGCCGCCUUCCUCUCCGCGGCGCCUGCCUCCUCAUCCUCUACCCACCGCAGGCGUAGCCGUCGCGCUGCUAUCUCCGCCUCCCUCUCGUCCGUCGCAUCGCCAGAAGAACCGCUGCUCAUACGUGCGGCGAGGGGCGAGGAUGGGCUGCCUAGGCCGCCGGCGUGGAUGAUGCGGCAGGCUGGGCGGUACAUGGCGUCGUACCAGGCGCUGUCCAAGCGCCACCCUUCGUUCCGGGAGCGGUCGGAGACCACCGACCUCAUCGUCGAAAUCACGCUACAGCCGUGGCACGCCUUCGCACCCGACGGCGUCAUCCUAUUCUCGGACAUACUCACGCCCCUGCCGGCCAUCGGGGUGCCGUUCGAUAUCUCGGAAUCCAAGGGGCCGGUGAUCCAGUCUCCCGUGCGGACGGAGGAACAGGUCAGGGAGCUCGUUCCCAUAGAUCUCGAUAAGCUCCAGUUCGUCGGGGAGUCGCUCAAGAUUCUGCGCAGCGAGAUUGAUGGAAAAGCUGCUUUGCUAGGAUUCGUGGGGGCCCCAUGGACAAUUGCAACUUAUGUUGUUGAAGGAGGGAUGACCAACACUUACACAAAUAUAAAGCGCAUGUGCCACACAGCACCAAAUGUCUUGAGGGGCCUUCUCUCUCACCUCGCAGAAGCUAUAUCUGACUAUAUCAUUUACCAAGUAAACUCUGGUGCUCAGUGUAUACAGAUAUUUGAUUCAUGGGGUGGGCAACUUCCACCUCAUGUGUGGGAGCAAUGGUCAAAACCAUAUAUCAGACAGAUUGUGGCUAAGAUUAAGACAGAAUGCCCUCACAUACCACUUGUGCUGUAUAUAAAUGGAAAUGGAGGCUUGCUCGAGCGCAUGAAGGACAUCGGAGUUGAUGUUAUUGGGCUUGACUGGACAGUGGAUAUGGCAGAUGGAAGGAGGCGCGUUGGUGAUGGAAUUAGUGUACAAGGGAACGUGGACCCAGCAUAUCUAUUUUCCCCAUUACCAGUAUUGACUGAUGAAAUUCAUAGGGUUGUGAAAGCAGCUGGUCCGAAAGGUCAUAUACUUAACUUGGGCCAUGGUGUUCUUCAAAAAACACCAGAAGAAGCUGUAGCACAUUUCUUUGAUGUCACAAGGAGCUUGAGAUAUGACACCCUUUUCCAGGGUCAUCUUACUGAAGAAUUGCAACAUGUUGCUUGA